Molecule: messenger RNA, 2182 nt
Organism: Blepharisma stoltei
Lineage: Eukaryota; Ciliophora; Heterotrichea; Heterotrichida; Blepharismidae
Source: the annotation of a GenBank genome assembly
AUGGGAUGUGCAAGUUCUAAAAGCGUAGCCCGCCCUGGGAAAAAGAGCAAUCCAGUUGUAGUACCUAAGCAGUAUUGUUCUGAGACUACUGCAAUUCCAGUUUUGCACUGAAAAAGAGGACAGCCUAUAGGAGAAGGUGCAUAUGGAAAAGUCUAUGAAUGUUUAAAUAUUGAGACUGGCGAGUUACUAGCAGCGAAGCGUGUCAGUCUAUCAGGAGAUCCAAAGCAAAUUGUUGCUGAAGUAAGCAACCUGAAAAAAGAAAUAUCCACUCUGAAGGAGCUGAAACAUAAAAACAUUGUACGAUACGUAUACACAGAUGUGAGUGCUGACAAUAUGGGAGUUGACAUUAUCAUGGAAUACGUCCCAGGAGGAUCUGUUAGACAUUUAUUAAAUAAAUUCGGCAAACUCCAUGAAAAAACAGUACAAAAAUACACUAAAGAAUUCACAACUUAAAAUGGUAGUUAGGUGUAGAACUGCGGCCCUAAACUGAGCUCAGUUAGAGAGUUUCUUAACUUCUUGAGAGUCUCAGCUUGAAGAGAAGCAUUCUAUGCUGAGGCUGGUGUAGAAAGAGAGGUCCUAAAAGACCAGGGGACAGAAACAGGUCGGCGGUUAGACUUAUCUCAUCUGCCGUUAAUCAGAGCUGUUGGCCCAAGUUGAGAAAAUCAGGGAACGGGAUUUGAAGAGUAAUCUAUUAAACUUAAACUAAAGAAUUACUAGAAGGCCUAACAUUUUUGCACAGCAAAGGGAUUGUCCAUAGAGACAUAAAAUGUGCAAAUCUGUUGGUAGAUAACGACGGCGUUAUAAAACUUUCAGACUUUGGUGCAAGCAAAAGGCUUGGAUCAACAAUCCAUGUUGAAGAUUCUAAGUUAUGCAAAUCAUUGAGAGGAUCUCCUUACUGAAUGGCACCUGAAGUGGUAAAACGAUCAGGCCACUCUUACGCUGCCGAUAUAUGAUCUGUAGGCUGCGUUGUAAUUGAAAUGAUAUCAGGCCAGCCUCCUUGGUCAAAUUUUUCUAAAGAUGUCAAGCAGGUUCUUCAGAUUAUUACCGAAACUAAAACGCCUCCAGAAUUUCCAAAAAAUAUUUCUGCACCAUGCGUAGCUUUCCUCCGAGCUUGCCUAAACUUAAAUCCUGAUUUGAGGCCUAAAGCGAGCGAUUUAUUAUCUCACCCAUUUAUUACUGAGAAAAUUGACUAUACAAAAGAAGUCAAAGAAGAAAAAGAGGAAGAAGUGGAUGAAUUAAUGAGUUUAGAAGAUAUGAUCAUGCCAGAUGAUAAAAUUGUAUCUCUUAUACAUAUCUCAUUAGAUAGACGGGCUCGUGCCCUUAAGUUUAACGCAAUCACCGAGGAUCCCCUGGGGGAUUCACCCGCUUUGCGACCUUCCUUCCGUCCAGUCUCCUCCUUGCUUCUUGUAGAAAGCUCCAGUGUUGAGUGGGCAGGCUACGGGUUUGUGCGGCCUCCUGAGGCUGUGGAAUACGAGGUUGGCAUUCCGAAAUCCCAAAAAAUGGAAUUUCUGGUAGCCUGUCGGCAAAAGGGUGGAGUCCAGAUCCUGGGAUGUAACGCCCAGUUCACGCUAGGCAGUUGCCCGAUUGGUCUAGGUGUUUCCUGUAGACUCUGCUGGGCUUGCCCUUUCCAAAUCUGAACCCUCAUUUUUCCCGAGGUAAAAACUAGUCUCGAAGUUGGGCUUGGGCUAGGCUCUGCGACCUGCAGAAUUUGUUACCAUAGCAUUAUUACGGCCCGUUUCAAGGCUAGAAAAAUUUUGCCGGAUAUAAUUAAAUAUGUUGUCUUCGUCGAGGCUGUAUGGCAGGGAGGCCAUACCUAGACGAAGACGACAUAUUUAAUUAUGUAUCUCUUAUACAUUUAAUAAGAAAUUAUGGCAGGCAAGGGAAUAAACUAUAUUCCAGUAUAAGAAAGCUUAUAUAAUAAGGUAUAGAUUUAGACCCAUAUGGAGAAGUAUAUGCAAUUGAUGAAAUCCCGCAGACUGGGCUGCAAGUCACCAGCACAAAUCCAACACAGUCAGCUUAUAGUUCGAAGAAAGAAAAAUCAGAAAUUGCAGAAACAGCUGCAGCGAAAAAAAUUAGAGAAGAAGAACAAAGGAAAAUAAUGACAAAGCAGGCGAUUGAAAAAGCAAAAAGAGAAGCUUGGGAAAGAGAGCUGCAGCUAGAGUCUGAUUUGAAUGCAUUAUAA